Messenger RNA from Diversispora eburnea, 360 nucleotides. The record is from the annotation of a GenBank genome assembly. Lineage: Eukaryota; Fungi; Glomeromycota; Glomeromycetes; Diversisporales; Diversisporaceae.
AUGAAUAAGAAUAAUAUGCCUCCAUCUCAAAAUCCCGUUAAAAACAUUAAUGAUAUUUUAAAUUAUGUAAAUAACUUGCAAGAUCUUACUCGCAAAAAUCGUAAAAAUAAAAUUAAUCAGAUUUCUAGACCACAAAAUUCUUGGGUCUUAUUUAGAAAAGAUUAUGAAGCAAAUAAACGAAAUCAAUUUCCUGAUACAUUAUUUAAGAUGAAGACAGUCUCUAUCAAUGCUGGCGAUGUAUGGAAAAACCAAUCAUCUCAAGUCAAGAGAUAUUUUGAAAUUCUUUUGAAAUUAGCUCUCGCAAAACAUAAAAUUAUGUAUCCAGAUUAUAAAUAUACUCCCAAAAGAAGAUAUAAGUAA